UUCAGUGAUUCAUUUUCACCUCAAAUCUCUCGGUCAAAGAAGGAAGAAAGAAAGAAAAAGGGGGGGGGGGAUUCCCAAUCUGAUCAACAACCUCAAAAACCCUAAUCUUCUCAUAUUAAUCUUUUAAAAAAACCGCCAUCCUAAACCCUGAAAUUCUUCAUUUCUUUUAUUCACAAAUCAUAAUAAAUUCUACACGGUUUCAAACCAUGAUUUCAAUUCUGAUUUGUACUUUUUUUGUUUUAACUUUCAGAUUACAGAACCUUCGCAUUUCUCAUAAAGAAAAUGUUACUAUAAUUUAGUUCCUUUUUUUUCAAAAAAAAUAGGAACCCUAACUUAUUAUUUAUAUUGUGUUACUAUUUUUGUGAUGGGGUCAAAUCCUGUGGUUUUCGAUAUAAGCUCCGACGAGGAAGACGUCGCGUCCGCUUUGGAAGAGUCUAAAGGGGACGACUACGACUGGUUUUCAGAAGUUCUGAAAACCGUUAACAAGGGCUUCGACGAUUCCGAUGAGGUGGUGCUGAUCGGGGAAGUCAACCUUAAUAAGAAGUCAAAGUCACGGAACACAUCGGUCAGGGAGAAUGUUAAUGUAGAAGACGAUGAUUGUAUCAUUUUGGAAGAUGACCCCGAAACGGUGGUGUCUGACGUUAAUGAUAACCAUGAAGAUUCCGAUGAGUUGCUUGUCGUAGGCCAAAAAGGGCAGGUUGCAUGCAGAGAUUUCCCCCAUCCACGGCAUGAUUGUGCUAAAUAUCCUUUCAGAUCAACCUCACAUGAACAGCACUGUGAACUGUGUCAUUGCUUUGUUUGCGACAUGCAAGCACCAUGUUGUUAUUGGGGCUCGGGUAUCUCUAGUUCUGAUCAUUGUCAUGCCACUGAUAAAGAGGAGAUUUGGAAGACUUUGCGGAAGAAUUUCAGGCUUGGGAGAAAUGUUUCUGCACCUCCUGUCACUUCUGAUUCUACAGCAGUGCCUCAACAAGCUCCACGACGUGACAUUAUUCGGUUGACGACACAAAAUCAUGUUUUUAGAUCAGCUCCAGCUGUCACUUCUCAUUCUACAGUAGUGUCCCAACGUGACCAAGUGCCACAUUGGGACAAUAUUCGAGUGACUACUCAAAGUCAUGUUUUUAGACCAACUCCUGUUCAAGCUUCUGGGAACUGCAUACCACAAGAUCAUGCCUCAAGGCCAUCCAUAAUUCGUGCUUGUUCAUCAUCUACCAGACAUGGGAUUCCAUAUAACCCGAUUGUGGGUAGCCGACACCGACAUGUUCUAAAUAAGAGCACGAUUCAGCCGCAUUUGGGUUCACAGGAGGUUCUAGGUGUGCAUAAUACCGUAAUCCGAAGGGAUCGGGGUAUUAAAAUUAGGAACUGGGGUUCUCAAUUUAACCCUUCCAACAUAAUGUCCAAAGGAGUUGACACUGAAGUUACCUCAACAAGGAAUUGCAUCCCAUAUGUUCCGUCUGAAAACAUUACUUAUGCUCAUGCAUCACAGUUUCGACAAAAUCCUGCUUUAGUUACAACAUCAAACGAAAGAAACCCGGAUCCCAUUGACUGGAAAAAAGAUUGUUUCGACACAAGUUUAGGAACAUAUACACAUCAGAUCUCACAGCCUAGUAUGGACUCUGUUUUUACGAACUCAGCACCCUCCCUAUCCUCAGCAAACAUUGAAUUUGUUCCUCAGUCAAAUGUACGCGAAGAUAGCAAUCAUGUUCAGAAUCUAAAUCGUUCUGCAACACACAAUGGUUUUUCAGAUUUUGACAUUAGUUGGGUGAAUGACAUCGGUCGAAGCAAUCAACAACCUUCUGCCGAUUAUUUACAGUUUCAAACCACAACUGGAGAAGGACCAUUCAACGUAGGAGAGGGAGAUAAGUCGUUCUACAAUGAGCUCGAGAGCUUCCUUUCGGAUAGCCAUUGUCCUCUACAAGGGCCUCUUACUGCAGGACUUAAUGCACCGCCUCCUCCCAAUCAUAUAUCUCUUGAUACAGUAGACCUUGGAAAAGAAGUGAUCCACGGGGUUGCUAUUAUGCCAAGGUUAACUCGGACCUCGGAUCGAAUUGAGUUUAUUUAGUUCAUAUAAUCAUCUUUAGAAGUAUGACUCCCAAUAGUCUGGAGUUGAAAUUUUGAAAUUGGUAACUAUCAUUUAAUUUCCAAGUUGGUUUCCUUUGCUUUUAGAGCUCGAGGAGGGCGGAUGAUGUUGUACAUAAAUAUUUACGAACCAGAAGCU
Molecule: messenger RNA, 2215 nt
Organism: Hibiscus syriacus
Lineage: Eukaryota; Viridiplantae; Streptophyta; Magnoliopsida; Malvales; Malvaceae
Exons: 4
Coding region: 365-2059 (564 amino acids)
Source: RefSeq, a predicted model, not a curated record